This is a messenger RNA of Pseudonaja textilis, 867 nucleotides long. NCBI's taxonomy places the organism in Eukaryota, Metazoa, Chordata, Lepidosauria, Squamata, Elapidae. The record is from RefSeq and is a predicted model, not a curated record.
AUGUAUGGAAAGCAAAGUUCAGAAGAAAAACCAUUAACGGAGGAGCUGGAGAAUUGCUCUGGUUUACCAUGUGCAGAUAUCAAUGUCUUAUUGGACCCAGAUAAUUGCCAUGAAAAACAAGUGUGUUCAAGGUGUGGAAAAAGACUCUGUGAUGAAUCUGGAUUAUGUGACUGUUGCCAAAGCCCUGCUGGAGAGAAACAAGAUGAAGGCAGGCAACACCCCAGAAGGAGCCCUCCUCCUCCUUUGCAUGAAAGAAUAGAAGAAGGAGGGAAAACAUACAAAUGUACGGAGUGUGCAGAAACCUUCGGUACAAACCGCUGUCUUACAUUGCAUAAAAAGAUUCACAAAGCAGAGGAUCCACACAAAUGUCUGGAUUGUGGAAGGACCUUCAGGCAGAAAAACCACCUUAAUUCACACAAGAGGGUCCACAAAGAGAAGCAACAGCAUCAAUGCAUCCCCUGUGGAAAGACCUUUGGAAGCAGCGCCUCCCUUAUUUCCCAUAAAAGCCUCCACAGACAGGAAGAAUUGCACCAACGCAGGGAGGGUAGAACGAGGUUUACUCAGCGCAAGGAACCAAAUUCCCAGAAAAAAAGCCCCACUCGGAAGAAACCAUGUAAAUGCCUGGAAUGUGGGAAGAGCUUCCGCUCUGCAAGUGACCUCAGUUGCCAUAAUAGAAUCCAUACAGGGGAAAAGCCAUAUCAUUGCGCCGUGUGUGGAAAGAGCUUUGCGCAAAAGGGCAAUUUCAAUUUACAUAAGAGGAUCCACACAGGAGAGAAGCCGUAUAAAUGCACAGAGUGUGGAAAAUGCUUCGGUGCCUCAGGUACUCUUACUUGCCAUAAGAGGAUCCACACAGAAUUGGUGCUCUAA